This is a messenger RNA of Seriola aureovittata, 8333 nucleotides long. RefSeq names its product solute carrier family 18 member 2 (gene slc18a2). The record is from RefSeq and is a predicted model, not a curated record. Bases 161 to 1714 code for a protein of 517 amino acids. Gene Ontology annotation, molecular function: xenobiotic transmembrane transporter activity; serotonin:sodium:chloride symporter activity. Gene Ontology annotation, biological process: transmembrane transport; xenobiotic transport; aminergic neurotransmitter loading into synaptic vesicle. Gene Ontology annotation, cellular component: terminal bouton; synaptic vesicle membrane. NCBI's taxonomy places the organism in Eukaryota, Metazoa, Chordata, Actinopteri, Carangiformes, Carangidae. The transcript is spliced from 16 exons.
UCUGACAGGGAGCCAGGCUGAAUGACGUCAGCAGUGGGUCCAGUCAGUAGAAACACACAGCAUCUCCUCCUCCCAUCUCUGCUGCUGCUGUUGAACCCUGUGCGUCCAAGGAGCACAUCCGCCCGCUGUCGCCCCUGUUGCUGUGAUCGGGACUAACAUCAUGGGAAGGUUAGACGAGCUUCGGCAGUUUAAUUUGAUCAAAUGGCUCAGAGAGGAGCGACAGUCGAGGAAACUGAUUCUCUUCAUCGUUUUCGUCGCUCUGCUGCUGGACAACAUGUUGCUGACUGUAGUCGUUCCCAUCAUCCCCAGCUACCUGUACAAUCUGGAUGAGACGGCAGAUGUGGUGUUGAAGAACAACAGCCUGAUGCAGCAGGAUUCUCCACGAGCCUUCCACAGCAUUGUGUCCCUAUAUGACAACACUGUGAGGUUGUCAGGCUCCAACGCCACAGCCAGAUCUGCUGAUCUGGUCCCUACCACCCCUGCUGCUGCGGAACUGCCACAGAACUCCUCUGACUGCCCCCAGUCCACAAGCAAACUGCUCAACGAGAACGUCAAAGUGGGAAUGCUGUUUGCAUCCAAGGCCACUGUACAGCUCCUCACCAACCCCUUUAUAGGCCCACUGACAAAUAGAAUUGGAUACCAACUUCCCAUAUUUGCCGGCUUCUGUAUCAUGUUCCUCUCCACCAUCAUGUUCGCCUUUUCAUCGAGCUACGCUCUGCUGUUUCUGGCCAGAUCGCUUCAAGGUGUGGGCUCCUCCUGCUCCUCUGUGGCAGGGAUGGGAAUGCUUGCUAGUGUGUACACGAAUGACGAGGAGAGAGGUCACGCCAUCGGCAUUGCCCUGGGAGGUCUAGCACUGGGAGUGUUGGUUGGACCCCCGUUCGGCAGUGUGAUGUACGAGUUUGUGGGGAAGACUGCUCCUUUCCUUAUCCUGGCAUUCCUGGCUGUGUUUGAUGGAGCUCUGCAGCUGUUUGUUCUUCAGCCGACCAAGGUUGAACCAGAGAGUCAGAAGGGGACACCACUGCUGACCCUGAUGAAGGAUCCAUACAUUCUGAUCGCAGCAGGUGCCAUUUGUUUCGGAAAUAUGGCCAUAGCCAUGAUGGAGCCAACACUGCCGAUCUGGAUGAUGGAGACCAUGUGUGCCAGGAAAUGGCAGCUAGGCGUCGCUUUCUUACCAGCGUCCAUCUCCUAUCUUAUUGGAACCAACAUCUUCGGCACAUUGGCACACAAGAUGGGGAGAUGGCUUUGUGCUCUGAUUGGAAUGGUGGUGGUUGGGAUCAGUGUAAUAUGUGUUCCAUUUGCUGGAGACAUCUAUGGUCUGAUUCUUCCAAACUUUGGUGUCGGCUUCGCCAUCGGCAUGGUGGACUCCUCCAUGAUGCCUAUAAUGGGUUACCUGGUGGACCUGCGGCAUGUGUCUGUGUAUGGAAGUGUGUAUGCCAUUGCUGAUGUGGCCUUCUGUAUGGGCUUUGCUUUAGGUCCGUCUAUAGGAGGAUCCAUAGCUGAGAGUAUCGGCUUCCCCUGGCUCAUGACCAUCAUUGGAGUAGUGGAUAUUUUCUUUGCUCCACUUUGCCUCUUUCUCAGGAAUCCACCCGGUCAAGAAGAGAAAAUUGCCAUUUUGAUGGACUCCAACUGCUCAAUGAAGACGAUGUCCUACUCCACACAAGGGACAUGUUAUCAGGGUGAAAACAUGGAUCCAGAAUAUGACGACUAUGAUUAACAGUCCAUCAGCGAUGCAGGUUAAUCCUUCAGAGGAUCUAUUUUAUUGUACAAAAAAUGGGAACACAGAAGAAAAAAAAUAGCAAUGAAACAACAGCAGCCAAGAUUUUUCCAUGUGAAUGUUCUGCGUUCAGUCUUCACUGUUCAGUGUCUUCUUAGCAGUUUACUGGAGCAAACCAAAGUUGUUCUUGAUCUGUAGUGGCAAGCGCAUUGUGUGAGAGAUAUUUUUUUAGCCAACAGCCUUAUUCAAUAGAGAAACAUGUCAUAAAGCACUUUGUAGACAGUAGGAGGGUGCUGAGCAACAAUAGUUUGGUGUGCACAUUGGUAGUGUGUUGGGUUAUUGUGUGGUUUGUCAGGAAACUGUUGUUUGUGUAAAAUCCAUGGAGAUGUGUUGGCCCGGUCAUUGAUACAGAUCCAGAUGUGUUUACUCAGGCCUCUUCAAAACCCAGCUGUUCUUGCUCAGCUGUGUUGGGACAUCAAAAACAGAGGAGAAAUAUAUUCUAAAAAGAGAAUAUAGAGAUAUAAAUAUGUGAUCUCCUCUUAAAUAGAAUAGAACCCACAUUUUUGCAUUUUGGCAACUUCAGAGAGAAAGAUAAUUCUAAGCUGCAAAAUGCACCAACAUAUUCAUUAUAUCAACACCACAAAUCUAUAUCCACAGCAGGAAGUUCAUCAGUACAACACCAGAGUCCUGUCAUACUCACCAGUCUGCUGCUGUCAGGUUUAUCCAUAGACUGUAAAUAGAGAUGGACGUAGCCUCUGUGACAUCACCCACACCCACAUUUCUGAAGAGUGGUUUAGAGGCUCAGAGUGAGCUGCUCCACUGUCACCAUCUUGGUAGUGCCUGGCUCCGCCCCUAAAUCUCCCAGCUAAUCCAAAAAUGGUCAAAGAGGAGGUGCGUGUGUGGAGCCGAGACUUAGGUGACUUCAGUGUGGAAGGCAUAUGCUCACCCACCUGUCAAAGAGGCCACGCCCUCAAUUCCUAAUAGCUUUGAGCCUUAACCUCCUAAGACCCGAACUCUUGCAUGGCGUGCAUUUUUAAUUUCUCUUUGCUAUUUAGGCUGUGGGACCUGAGAAAAAUGAUGUCCACAUAUGAGGACAUUAGUUUUAAAUUUUGAUUACUGAGUGGCAGUAUAAUAUCCUCAUAUGUGGUCACCAGGCCCUUGUUGAGAAAAAGUUAGUAUUGUGGUCUAGAGAACCCAAAAUGUGAGGUCCACAUAUGUGGACGCCAGGUCCUAGGAGGUUAAUAAAAUGUAAACAGGUGAGUUAUAUAAACAGUUGUCAUGGAGGAGAAAAAUUUGCUCUAGAAACCAAAGCUGUUUUUGUACCAGGCUGUAAACAUGUUUAUUUCUGCUUUUAAGUUGGACAUUUUAACAUGGGAGUCUAUGGGGACUGACUCAGCCCUUCCUGCUGAUCUUUCACUUUCCCUUUAUACACUUUAUUGUAACACAAACAAUGUGAAGUGUCAAGUUUCAUUGACAACAGCUGAAUGUCUGUGUGGAGGAAGUGGAAAGACUAGAAUGAAUUGGUGAAUGAAAACUAUUCCUGACAAAGACAAAGUGAGAGCAACAUAGUGGUGAGUAUGACGUGACUCUUAUUAAAUCACUUCUAAAUGUUGACUUUGUGCAAUCUUUCACAAUAACUCCAUCUUUGCUGCAGGAUUCUCACUCCUACUUAUGUAUGUAUUUUGGCCUUGAUAUCAAAAUAUGCUGUAACACUUCCUAAACUGCAGUCCCAGUCACAGCUCUCUGUAGACUGUGUCUCAGUGUGUAUCCAGAUUUCCAUCCCCCUAAAGUCAACUUUGUUAGGAUGGUUUGUUGUUAGUCAAUGAAGUGAAUUUGUGCCAAAGUUAUACUGUUGUUCUUAUAAUUAACAGAUUUUGCUUCAAACAGAUGUGGUCUUAAAUGAUGUUCCGACCGCGCUUUGACAGAACCACUGUUGUCUGUGGAUUAAAACCAGUGGCCAUACCUUCAUCAGUCACUGUAAUCAUGUCACUGCACAUAUUUUAAUGCCCUGUGUGAUUCAGUGUUAAACAUUUUUAUAAAAUUGGCUCAGUCACAGAUGGCAGCAGCUGAAGUUUAUCAGAACAUCCAUAGAAACGUCUCCCACUUCAUCCCCAACACUUACAGACUGUAUCUGACAAAAAAAUGCGAACAUAUAUAGAUAGCUGUUAAUAAUUAACCUUUUUUUUUAUUUUCACGUCAGAAAAAAAGCCCAGGUGUUAAUUAUGAUGUUGCAGUAUUUUCUAUGAAGGUGAUCCAGAUCCAGCGUGUUGGUAUUGUGCAGACACAGGGAGACAGGAGGGUAGUGUACAGGCCAAAACUGUGGCAUCGUAACAAAGCAUGUGUGUGUGGAUAAAUUGAAUCUUCAAGUUAUUAUUUUACAACACUCAUCAGAUGCACCACACUUUGUAAACAGCAUUUUAAUUGACACCUCGAUGGGUGUACCCACCGGCCACUGACGGGGGGGAGGUGUCGCCGUUCCCUGGUGACCUUGCCACUUACUGUGUGUUUGUGCCCCGAGCCAUCAUUACUGCUGCUGCCACAUGUGAAGUGUGGUGUAGUGGAGUAUUCCUGUACACAGUCUAUGCUGCAAAUUUACAGUCCAUUCACACUGGGUUUCAGCAGUAUGCAUUAAAGAGAGAGUUAGAAGAGAAGAUUGAUACCAGUCUCUUAUCUGUAUGGUAAAAUAUGUAGCUGGAGCCAGCAGCUGCUUAGCUUAGCUUAGCUUAUUUUAGCUUAGCUUAGCAUAAAGACUGAAAGCAUGGGGAAAUAUAUUAAAACAAAAUGUAUCUAUUUUUUCCACUAAAACUGUGUCUUGGUGGAGUGGAACAGCCUCUCCAUCAAUAUCACUACUUUAAUCCUUUUUUAUUAUUUAUUUAAUUGUUGGUACUUUUGAAAUGUCACACUGGAGUAAUAAGAGUUUUUUCAUAGACAUUGUGUACGAUAAUCAAAUUGUAUUCUACAGUGUGUGUUUGACAUCUCUAACUAAGACCACUGACAAUUAGUAUGUAGUACUAAGUAUGUAAAAAGACAAUAUGUAAAUCAACAUCUUUUUUUAAAGUAUUAUAUAAACUUGAAUGAUACUCAGAGCACAGAUCUCCACCCAGACACGUCUGUGAGAUCCAGAUUAUUACCUGGAUCUGCAUCUGAUUUUUCACAUUAAGAUUCAAACAUUAUCUCCUGAGAAACUUUUGGAAAUGCAGUAAAUUGUCUGAUCUCACUAUGUUAAGGAAAGGGAUUGAAAAAACAAAAAACUAAACCCCUUUGCACCAAAAUGUAAUGAGUUCUUCCCAGUAAAACAAACCGGCACGGGUGGAAACAGAAGCUCGUUGGGGGACGUAAUGAGGAUCUGCUAAUGGCAGGAAGAUGAAAAAUGUUGAACACUGGUGAAACAAAACAGCUGAUAAAAUCAAACAUCAACUAAAAACUGUUUCCAUACAGAUACUUAAUGUUAUUUUACUCGGUUUACGUGAAACCAGAAUUUAGGAAAAACCAGCUAACUUUCCUCGGUGCUAUGUCGAGUGCUCUACUCUAUAUGUCAAGAUAAUGAUGGUAGAUUUUUAUAAAAUUCAUCCAAUCUCAUUUACUUUCUGGUUUUCCCACCAGCCCAACACCAUGAGAAGAGAUUGUAUAUAGAUGUAUUAGCUGCGCUGCCGCACUGGGAAAACUUUAUGGGAGCUGAAGGGUUUUUUUUUGCCAAGAAACUUAACAUUGUUAAACUUAUAAAUAAAACGGUUCUGUUAUAGAUAGUAAUACAUCUUAAUAUAAAAUAUUCAGGAACAUGUUUCUGGUUUUUCAGAGAGACUGAUAAAAGUAUGAGAGUGCAGUGAGUCACCACAGUGAGAGGAAAUCAGCCCAGGCAUGACGACAGGAUUCAGCUCUCUGCUGUUCCUCCCCCUCCCCCUCUUUUUUUUAUAUUACAAUUACUAUUUAGACCCUAUUUCUUCAGGUACCAGGGUGUCCCAGCAGCCUGAACCUGUUGUACCAGAGUAAACAGUAUCUACAUUAUAUUAUUAGUUUGGAAAUGAGGACACACACCUUUCAAAGCAACAUGCACAUUCAAGCUAAUCUAAUAUCCUGCGGAUGGAUGGAUGGAUAGAUAGAUAGAUAGAUAGAUAGAUAGAUAGAUAGAUAGAUAGAUAGAUAGAUAGAUAGAUAGAUAGAUAGAUAGAUAGAUAGAUAGAUAGAUAGAUAGAUAUUUUAAUUAUUAUAAAAUAUGUGGUAGAUUAAAUCAACCAACUAGUUUCUCCCUGAUCAGCGCUUAAUGAACCGUUUUCCCUGUGAUGUCCCUUGAGUUUAUCAUAGCAAAAGCACCAAGCUCUUUUGUGAGUCAUAUGUAGAGAUGAUUUUUGCCCAUGUCAUCGCGUUUGUUAUCAGCUGGUUGUUUUUCUGAUUGUUUGUUUUUUCUUCUUCUCUUAAAUGUGGCGUUUUUGCUCUGACAGAGUUCUUUCCCAAAAAAUGACUAUGAAAAUGAAACUAAAAUACAGACAGAUGGAUUUUCCGCUCAUUACCUUUUGGUGCGAUUAAAACACUGUUGGUGUUGCUCUAAAUACGUAUAGGUACCAUGGAAAUGUCAACAGCGAAGACUCCAUUCUUCUCAGAGUGGUAGGAGAAGUACUCAUAUUGAUUGUGUGUUCUGGAUGGUGGGAGACAGCAGAAUGAGUUACCAUGAUGGGGAAAUGUGGGAGCAGACACACUGUAAUCAGCCUGUCCAUCUCAGCACUGGGCUUCAAUUACUUUGCGGAUGAUCACACAAUACAGUACCUUCCCUCCUUUCCCUCUCCACGAGACAACAGUGGAUCUUACAGCAACGCUGGUACAAAGCUUAACCACAUUUUUAAUGUCAUGUUGCUUUUUUGGGAAGGGGACACCUCUGAGAGGAAAAACAAUGUAAUGUACUCAAAUAUGUAAAGAGAACAUUUUUGACAUUUUCCACAGCUGGAGUAGUGGGAGUGCAGUAUUGUUCUGGAUGGAGGAUAGUGUGCUAUUGUUAGUGAUAAUCUCUGUCCCCAUUUUGCUCUAGAUUCAUUCUAACUGUGCAUUAAAGGAUGUUGCUGGUAAUAUCAUUUUUAUAUUAUAUAUUUCUUACUGUCAACAUAUCCCACUGAAAGUAGUUAAAGGUCUUCCACAGGUAUAGCAUUGCGCUCCCAUAUUGUUGCCUUGCACCUACAUUACCCAAGAUGCAAGUCAACUGCCAGCGUUUGGUUGCAGAGUUGGAUGUUGUAUGUUAGCAGUGGCUAAUGUAGCCUCAAGCUGCUGCAGCAGAGAUGAGGAGCAGGCUAUAGAGGUGUGGUGAGCUCACCACACCCGUUUCAAACCUGUUCUCUGACAGUGAAGAUCAGCUGGAGCAGUUUGUCAGACUUCAUACAGCUAACCUCCGAAGAGACUAUCGCUUUUAUUCAACUUCACAUAGAAACAGACCUCGAUGUGCACAGAUGCCCUUCAAAGAUUCACAUCCUUAAUAGGAAUCAAUGGACUUGGACUGAAUGCAAGUGUUACUGUAUGUUCAGACCAAAAGAGGCGAGUGAACUUUGAAGGGACUUGAAGUCAUUUGUUUUCUAUGUGAGUCGGCAGCUUUUAGCAGUGAGCAGCAGUUUGCCCAUUGGUGGUACAGGCGUCAGAAAAAGUUGAAGUCAAAGUUGACUUCAGUCAGCUGAAGUUGAAGUGCUCUGCUCUACAGAGCACUAGAGAACACAACCAUGCAAACUUUUGUUCCCAAGCUCAACCGAGGAGAGGUUGAUUGCUUAUAUGACGAGACCCUGUUCGUUUACUGGGACUUAAGUAAAAAAAAAAAAAAACGAUGCAUAGACCAUGGUGUCUCACACUAUAGGUGUUCAGAUGAGCUGGUGAAGUGUAGGCUACAUAGGAGGGGCUUGUAUGCUAACUAGCACCAUAGCAUGCAAAGCAGUCGUAACAAAACUUGCUAGCUGUUUAUUUCAUCCACUUCAUCUAUGUCAGAGCACCCACAAGCUUCAGCAGCGUCUUUGAUGGGGAUCCAGAGCCAGUUCUUUCACGCUCGCUGCUUUCGGUCUGAACGUGCAGAUCAGGGAAUCAGAAUGAGGCUAGCUGCUCGGUUCUCAUGGCAGACUUCAGAAAGGCUGCAGGGAGCUGCCAUAUGAAGGCCCACAUUAGGAGUGCUUAAAGACAACAUGACCUUCCUUCCUGGCUCACAUCUCAUCCACUCUCAUGCCCCCACCAACAACACCUGUGAUGUUCUACAUGCAGUACUGUUUUCUGUAACAUGUUGUUGGUUUUGAUCUUUUUAUGACAUUAAGAAAAAUUGCGCUAGCUUUAUUAAAUGUGAACUGUGCUGAUACUAAAAAAAAAGAAACAAUUGAGAAAAAACCUUGAACUCAGGUUAUACUUUCCCACGUCCUCUGAAGCUUUUAACUGCAUCUCACUCUUCUUUAGUGGUUGAAGUUUUUUAGUGCUCAUUAGUUCUCAGUUUUGGUUUUUUUUGUUUUGGACACAGCAUUAAUUUAGUGUACAUAGAAAUAACUAUACAUUCAGUGUUAUCAUAUACUGUACAUACUUGAGGAAUUUGAGUAUAAAUACCCAUCAGCUGACUUCAGUUUAAAGUAUAGGCUUGUAUUUGUUCCUGUAAAUAAAGCUUUGGCUCAGA